Molecule: messenger RNA, 872 nt
Organism: Cornus florida
Lineage: Eukaryota; Viridiplantae; Streptophyta; Magnoliopsida; Cornales; Cornaceae
Product: protein CURVATURE THYLAKOID 1B, chloroplastic
Exons: 6
Coding region: 156-674 (172 amino acids)
Cellular component (GO): thylakoid; chloroplast thylakoid membrane
Source: RefSeq, a predicted model, not a curated record
UCAGGAAACAAACAAACAAACAAAAAGCAAAUUUAGCAAGGGGAAUAAAAAAUAAAUAAAAAAGUCCCCAAAUUUCUUCUAUCUUCAUUCAUUCUCUUUCCCUAGCCGCCUCUGAAUCUCUCUCGGGAAAACCAAGUAUUGUUAGCCUGGAAGCCAUGGCCUCAUCCACCUCCACCCCACUUUCUCUCUCCUCCUCCUCCACCAUAAUUGACGGCAGGGCUCCUCGUCAAUCAGCUGCCGCUUCAUCACAAUGUGUCACUCUCCCCACCCUCCCUCCCCCACCGGUGCAGUCUCAGCGCCGCACCUGGAAGACCACUGCCCAUUGUCGAAAAAUUGCACGAAAUGUGAUUGCCAUGGCCACUGGAGAAGCACCUGCUGAAGUUGCAGAAACUGAGUUGCCAGAGAUUGUCAAGACAAUUCAAGAAGCUUGGGAGAAAGUUGAAGAUAAGUAUGCUGUGAGUUCCCUUGGUGUAGCUGGUGUCGUCGCGCUAUGGGGCUCCACUGGAUUGAUCUCGGCAAUUGACAGGCUUCCAUUAAUUCCAGGCGCUCUUGAGCUUGUAGGCAUUGGUUACACAGGGUGGUUUGUAUACCAGAACCUGGUUUUCAAACCAGACAGGGAAGCUUUGAUAGAAAAGAUCAAAGACACAUACAAGGAUAUUCUUGGGAGCAGCUGAAAGGAAGAGAAGCUAGAAAUGCUGCUAAGGUAAGGUGAAUUCAUUUGCUGAAGGAUAUAUAUAUAUUGCAGCAGCACUCAGGAAUUUGGAAUAUGCAGUCUUUUUUGUUCAGAUAAGCCUUUAACCAGUGUAAAUUCAUGUAAUGUACUUUUCCAAGGUACAUGUAUCAAUAUAAUACAUCUUCCUAAAUUAGUGCUA